AUGCUGGUGGUCCACUGCGAGAAUCUUAAGAUUAUUUUCUCACAACUGAGAAAAUUCUACACUGAGGACGACAAUCUUUUGGUCAAAGAUGUGAGACGUCGUCACAAUUCAGCUCAUAUUCAUGGCAUCACUUAUGGAGUCAUAGCUUAUUGGAUUAUGCUGUGGUUCUCAGAAAUCCUCCUCCAAGUUUUCAUUCGACAAGUCGGCGGUUUACCUUAUCCAAUGCAAUAUUACAUCCCUUUCCUCAGUCCGGACAAUCUUUACUUUCAUCUGACGAAUACUGUGUUUCAGUGCUUUAUCUUCUGUGCAACUCUCACAGCGAUUGGAACAAGUGAUUGCAUGAUUAUUAUGUUCGCUUUCCAAUUACGCAGUGAAUUAGUGAGCUUGGAAGAAGUGAUUUCCAAGCUAGAACACAUCGAAAUGUACAAGGAGCACCAAGAUAUCUUGAAAACAGCUUAUCGAAUGCACUUGAAGUUGCUGAAUAUGUUUCAUGAGCUGUCAGAUAUUCUUUUUUACAUGUCCUUCUCGCAGAUCUUAUCCACUUUCAUUGGAACAACUUUUCUCUUCUAUGUCGUCGUUAUGUAUGGCCUAGAUAUAGCUCAUUUCAUCAUAAUAGUGGUGGUCAUUUGUCAAAUAUUCACUUUUUGUCUCUUCGGGGAGAUUAUAUUUGCGAAAAUGUCUGCAUUUCCGAAUGCCUUUUAUCUCACCAAAUGGUAUGAAUUCACACCGGAAGAUAAAUGGAAUCUUCUUCAUAUCCUUCACAAUGCUCAGAAACCUUGCGGCCUUAAAGCUGUCGGCAUUGUGGAUGUUUCCAUCUACACGUUUGUUGAGUUGGUGAAAUUAUCAGGAUCUUAUUGCGCAAUUAUUCAUGCUCUCAGCAACAAAGGCACUUCCAGUGGACAGUGA
Phlebotomus argentipes is the source of this 906-nucleotide messenger RNA. Its product is annotated as odorant receptor 85b-like. Gene Ontology annotation, cellular component: plasma membrane. The record is from RefSeq and is a predicted model, not a curated record. Bases 1 to 906 code for a protein of 301 amino acids. The transcript has 3 exons. Gene Ontology annotation, molecular function: olfactory receptor activity; odorant binding. Gene Ontology annotation, biological process: detection of chemical stimulus involved in sensory perception of smell; sensory perception of smell. NCBI's taxonomy places the organism in Eukaryota, Metazoa, Arthropoda, Insecta, Diptera, Psychodidae.